Messenger RNA from Symbiodinium necroappetens, 1914 nucleotides. The record is from the annotation of a GenBank genome assembly. NCBI's taxonomy places the organism in Eukaryota, Dinophyceae, Suessiales, Symbiodiniaceae.
AUGGAGGAGCUGUCCAAAGGGAUGAAAGACCCGACGGUGGCGAAGCUCGCGAAGGAAGCUUGCCCUCCAGGCACUAGUGGCAUCAGCAGAUAUGCUGGAUCAAUAGCCAAAUGGCUGGCGGAGUUCUCUGACAAGGGAGGCUUUCUUCACUUCCUGAGCUUGUUCAGCCGAGAAUUCGGGGAGCAGUGUAAUGUGGGCGAGGAUUUUUGGAGCUACGUGGCAUCCACUCAGUAUCUUCCUGCAGACAAGGUCUUGGUCAGACUUGCUUUCCUGACGACCCAGUUCUCCUGCCCAGCACACAAAAUCCAAGAUGGAUUCUCUCGCUUGCUCGUCAAAGGCGACUGGGACAAGCUUAAGAAGCUGAAGCAGGAAGUGGCAGAGAUGGAGUCGUUCCUUUACCAGGCAUGGCAGGACACAGCGAGCCGUUUGCCGAAUCUUGAAGCAGCUCGAAGCUUUGGCAUGAUUUGCAUGCGGAUGACUCUACAUCUCGUGGGCAAGCAGAAGAUGGGCCGAGACAGCAAGACCUUCAAGGACCUGCCUGCCAUCUUUCACGAGUUCCAGAAACAGACUGGGAAGGUGACUUCGGAGAGCAGUGCUGCAGCCCCGACUGCUGAGAGCACUCCUGCAGGGCCUGGGCUCGUGAGUUUGGGCCAAGCCUACGACCCUUUGUGGCAGGCCCAGCAGAAGCUGGAUCUGAGCAUCGGCAAUCUCUACCAGAUGGAUGGCGAGCUGUACGAGCUGACAGCAAUGAGCCAGGACUUCGUGACCUUGAAGAAGAGAGAGCUUUUCGACGACUCGACGGUCCAAGUGGAGACGUGGACGUGCCACAAGAAGCUGCGGCCCAGUAAGACUUCGGCACCCUACUUGCUUGAGGCAGCUGUUGCAAAACAGCACCACCCGGGAGCUGCCAGCAAACAGCAAGCUACCUUCGCCACUGUCUACACCCAGCUGCUCGAGGCCACGACGAAGUUGGAGCACAAGAACUUGUGGAAGAUGAUCGCUGUGAAUCCCGUGGCGCGAACAGCCUACAGCUUGCAGAAGAUCCCCGCUCACCAGCUCACUUUCGUUCCGUGCACAGACAGCCCCCAGCAGAUGAGCAUCAAAAAGCCUGAGGCUAAGCAUUGGGGUGAGGUAGUCUUCCAAGGAGUUACCUACUUCAUCCUUGCUCCGAAGGCAUUCAAGGCAGCCACGACUGAGAAGCCCAGCACUGGCUGCACAGCACCCUUUUGGUACCUGAAGCCGGAUGAAGAUCCGCUUCUUGAUUGGAAGGAGAAGUCUGUCGGUGGUUUGCAGAUUAGCUGUUUGAGCAAUCCCAGAGCCAUCGAGAAGCAUGCACUGCUGACCAUGCCUGUGCUCGAAGAGCCAGAGGCUGAAGAGGCAGUGAAGCUUCAGUUCAAGGGCAGAAGCUGGGUGGUGCCUGCAGGCUUUCUUUCGGAGGAAGACGAGGAGCAGUUCGUGCGCCUAAGGGUGUCGUGCUACGGCCUCUGCAUCUUGCUCGGCUGCUGCAAGAAGAUUCGCAACCCUUCCUUGAAGGCCUGCAUGGCUUUGAAGCAGCUCGUGGAUGCUCGGAACCGCAAGCUGGGCUUGGUCGAGGAGGAGGACAAGAAGCCGAAGCUUUUUGGAGACGACGAACGACCCAGCCCCAAGAGGAAGCGGAAGGCUCAGGCUCUGGAGAGUCCCAAGCUGGACUUGGACUUGCCGGAUGGAAGUGGCAUCGUCACAGUGAAGGCUGUGAAGUGGACUCGGGAGGAUUUGUCCGUUCUCUUGGAGGCCGAGCAGCUGGAGAGGCUCUUCAAGUUCCUCGUGGCGGAGGAGUUCUCCUUCGAGGCCGAAAGCCGUGGCUAUCGGAAGACUGGGAAUCAUGCGAAGAAGCCGAAGAUGCGAGAUCCCGAAGAGCCCAGCGAGAGUGAUUGA